This is a messenger RNA of Folsomia candida, 2138 nucleotides long. RefSeq lists its product as uncharacterized. Lineage: Eukaryota; Metazoa; Arthropoda; Collembola; Entomobryomorpha; Isotomidae. The coding region runs from base 828 to 1505 and encodes 225 amino acids. The transcript is spliced from 4 exons. The record is from RefSeq and is a predicted model, not a curated record.
GCAAGAUAUUAUAAACUAAUAAAUUAGCAUGCUUAUCGCCCAAACAAACUCGAGCCCUUCCCUGUCCAGCAUAACUUUCCGUUUGAUGCUUGACCAUGUAUUUGUUGUAAACCCAGGUCGUGCAAGGCAUUAUUGCAAUCUUAUCUACUGCGUCAAACGUCAGCGUUCAUUCUUGCUCAGAAAUCCUUCACUCAUUUCUAGGGCCAAUUACGCACACAUCAAUUACAAUUAAUCCCCUCAACUGUAAUUAAUCCCAUCAACUCACUAACCCAAUUACUUAUUUGCCCUGAAAUUGUUUGUUUUUUGGAAUAUCCAUGACUCUUGCAGAUAUUGUCUGUGGCUGACGCAAGUAAUACCAUUCCCAAGUGUAUUUCGCAUAAAAAAUGGCAUUGUCAAACUUUAUCUACAGAAGUAAUGAUCAUUGAAAUGUGGGAAUGUGACAAGGCUGACGUAUUUUCUCCACGAAUUCAAUGAUUUGUACUUAAGUGGAAUAAGGGGAACUACAUAGAUCAAUAUCAAUAGACUUAUCACUGGGAAACGAAACUACACACAACACACCUCAAACAACAAGGGUAUUUAAUAUAUUAAUUAGAUUUAUGUACGUGUUUAUGAAAAAUCAUGCUGCCAAAUCAUGAUUAAAAACCUUCCAAGAGGGAUCAACUUGUCUCCUCGGAUCUGGAGGGAUUUAUUUAUUUACUUCUAUGUCAUGAUAACGGGACGACAUUUUCAUAUAAAAAUGAAACCAAAGUUUAUGUAACUCAGUAAUAUUCGUAUUCUCGAUCAAGCCGAAGCUAAAUCGAUCCCCUCAAAAAGUCCAACUAAAAAAUAUGAAGUCAAUCAUCAUUGCAGUCUCAUUUCUGCUGGCCGCAGUUUCCGCCACUCCCACCGGUCUGAAAAAUGGCAGAAAUGUGGGAAUUUUAGGCGUGGUCGAUACCACGCGAUGUGGAGGCGUUGGGACGCAACGCCAACUGAGGAUUAGCGGUUGUGAAGGAAGAUGCAGUCUUACCCCUGGUCGAGUUUACGAAUGCGAGAAUGAUUUCAUGCCAAGCUCAGCCGCUCCAUCGUUGAACCUUCGUGUAGAAGUCUGCACUACUACCGGCUUCUGUAUGAUCAUCAUUGACACCGAGCUGCAGGGGUCAUCUGUUCAGCCUGGAUACCUCUACACGGCCAAGUACACGAUGGUUCCAAACGACAUUUUGGCAGGACAAACUGUCGAAUUCCGUGGAUAUAUAACCCAUACGGAUAACCAGCUUUUGGAGAUCUGUGUUAGCGCAUUCAUCGACAUUGUUGGUAUUGGACCAACGACACCAACGCCGAGUCCAACUACUCAAGGAACAACUACUCAAGGCACAACUACUCAAGGAACGACUACUCAAGGAACGACUACUCAAGGAACAACUACACAGGGUACAACUACUCAAGGUACAACUAUUGGAACAACUCAAGGCACAACUACACAAGGAACUACACAAGGAACAACUACCCAAGGACUCAAGGCUCGCUAAACCACUAUACGACGAAUGAAAUAAUCAAUUUGUGUUUAUUAAUCAACAGUGCUAAAGGCUUGACACAAAGACAUAUAUAUUCAUGUAAAUAUAAUUUGCGUGCAUUUUUUACGAAUUUUUGCUGCAUACUUUCUUUAUAUUUUUUAUUAUUUUUUAACCAGUACGACCUUAUUCGAGAUUACCCAAAUUUUUUGAAAUCACAAUGCAAUCCAGCCAGAGUCGGUCAGAACUGACGAGUGACGACUGGGUCCAACAUCAUACUUACCUUGUUUCUUCGUGCAUGCAUGAAAUACAUAGACAUGAAAUAGACUGACAUAUAUUAAGGCAAGCAAAUCUACCAUUUCUUAAAAUUUUGUAUUUCUUAAAUUAUGUACGAGUUUACUAAAAUUAAAUGCAAUUCGGGCUAACAUAAAAAAAAUAAUGGAUGCCAGAUUUUUGAGAAAGACAUUCAUUGCAAAGGUUGUAUGCAAAAUGUAGCACUUGUUGUAGUAUUGUUAGCUUAAAUAACAAAUACCAAUCAAAUCAUAAAAUAUAGUACUAAUUAACUGAGGUGAUAUCGUAAUUUCGUAAUCAAUCUACUUAUGAUGAUAAUUAAUUGCUAUUCUCCAACGAACACAUGACGAGGCUAUUGCC